AUGCAGAACCUUCCGGUCCUGUCAGCUCCAGAACCAAGCGAAAAGCUAUUUUUAUAUCUCGGAGUAUCCAGCAUCGCGGCAAGUGGUGUUUUGAUCUGCUGUGCAGAGGGGAAGCAAUAUCCAGUGUUCUAUGUUAGCAAAACACUGACUGAGGCCGAAAGAUGUUAUUCAAAGGCGGAGCAGGUGAUACUCUCGCUAGUGCAUGCGAAAAGAAAGCUCAGGCAUUAUUUUGAAUCCCAUCCUAUCAGCGUUCUAACCACUUUCCCUAUCAGAGUAAUCCUGCACAAACCAGACCUCUCAGGAAGGAUAACGAAGUGGGCCAUAGAGUUAAGCUCAUUUGAUAUCACAUACGAACCCAGAACGGCAGUCAAAGGGCAAGCGGUGGCAAAUUUUUUACUAGAAUGCAUUGGGAUCAAACUGCAGACGCCAGAAGGUACAUCCUUAAGUCAAGCGCUCCGGCUUGAAUUCAGAGCUACCAACAAUAAGGCGGAGUAUGAAGCACUGCUGGCAGGAAUUAAGCUUGCCAAGGAGUUGAAUGUCAAAAAUUUGACUGUUUUUAGUGACUCGCAAUUAAUUGUUCGGCAGGUGAAUAGCGAGUAUGAAACCAAAGAUGAAAUGAUGGAAGUAUAUCAUUCUGCUGUUAUGCGGGAGGCCAAAAACUUUGAAAAAUUUGAAUUCAUUCAAAUUCCGAGGGAGCAUAACGAGGAUGCCGAUCGGCUAGCAUGUAGUGCCUCGGGUUCUGGAGAAACAUUGGCAAGGCAAAGUUGGAUUGAUCCGAUCAUAACUUACAUUCGGGAUGGUACUCUACCUGAGCAAAGAGAUGAGGCUAGGAAAAUCAAAUCGAAUGCUGCAAAGUACGCCAUAGUGCAUAACCAGUUGUAUAGAAGAUCUUUUUCCGGGCCGUACUUAAAGUGCGUUACCCCUACAGAGGCUCGGCAGAUACUGCGAGCUAUUCAUGAAGGUGUUUGUGGAAACCAUUCAGGAGGAAGGUCUUUAGCGCACAAAGUAAUGACACAAGGGUACUUCUGGCAGAACAUGUUGCGAGAUGCAGAAGAAUUAUCCAGAAGGAUGACCCAAAGGCGACUGACUGGAGAAAGCCCAUUUGCCAUGGCAUAUGGUACCGAGACAGUUAUACCGGUCGAACAUUUGGUUCCGACUGUCCGAAGCUUGGCAUGGAACCAAGAGCAUAACGACAGUAUGUUGAGGUUUAACCUUGAUAUGUUGGAGGAAAAAAGAGAUGCAGUAAGGCUUGCAUCCUACCAACAGACACUUAUGAAUAGCCAUAACAAAAAGGUAAAGCACAGGGACUUGCACAAGGUGAUCUGGUUCUGA
Molecule: messenger RNA, 1332 nt
Organism: Cornus florida
Lineage: Eukaryota; Viridiplantae; Streptophyta; Magnoliopsida; Cornales; Cornaceae
Exons: 4
Coding region: 1-1332 (443 amino acids)
Molecular function (GO): nucleic acid binding; RNA-DNA hybrid ribonuclease activity
Source: RefSeq, a predicted model, not a curated record